Mercenaria mercenaria is the source of this 3602-nucleotide messenger RNA. RefSeq names its product transcription factor VBP-like. The transcript has 2 exons. The record is from RefSeq and is a predicted model, not a curated record. Gene Ontology annotation, molecular function: DNA-binding transcription factor activity, RNA polymerase II-specific; RNA polymerase II cis-regulatory region sequence-specific DNA binding. Lineage: Eukaryota; Metazoa; Mollusca; Bivalvia; Venerida; Veneridae. Gene Ontology annotation, biological process: regulation of transcription by RNA polymerase II. Gene Ontology annotation, cellular component: nucleus. Bases 1033 to 1803 code for a protein of 256 amino acids.
AUGUGGUAUUAAUACACUGAAAAUAUGUAAAUUAGAAAUUAAAUAAAUGAAUAGGGAAAAAGUUGGUAUUAUUGUGAUUGUGUAAUAUUUAUAUUGGAAAAAGUUGGUAUUAUUGUGAUUGUGUAAUAUUUAAUUUGGAAAAAGUUGGUAUAUCUGAGACUUGUGUGAUAUUUAUAUUGGAAAAAGUUGGUAUACAGUAUCUGUGACUUGUGUAAUAUUCAUACUGGAAAAAGUUGGUAUAUCUGUGACUUGUGUAAUAUAUUUAUAUUGGAAAAAGUUGGUAUAUCUGUGACUUGUGUAAUAUUCAUACUGGAAAAAGUUGGUAUAUCUGUGACUUGUGUAAUAUUUUUAUAUUGGAAAAAGUUGGUAUAUCUGUGACUGUAUAACUGACUGGAAAAAGCUGGUACUUCUGUGAUUGUGUAACUAACUGGAAAAAGCUGGUACUUCUGUGACUGUGUUAUAUUUCAUUCGUAAGCACAUUUGUAAGGUUGGAUACAUUUAUUUUUAAGUAGGUCGUUGAAAAUUUAAAAAAUGUCUUCUAACAGUUUAAGCUGAAAGGUGAAUUUGCCCUCUGUGUAUUUAUGUGUGAACAUCACCGGUGGGCCUGUGUAUUUACCAUGAUGUCACAUUGCACCUUGACAACCAAGAAUGAUGUAAUAUUAUGUCAUGAUAAUAUUACCUCUAAUGACAUAUCAAAAACUAUUAAAGGGUGAUAAUCUUAUUUCAAUACCUUUUGUCACAAAAACUGUUUCACUGUGGAAUACACAACUUGGUGUCACAACAUGAAUCUGGAAACAACUUGCUGUGAACAACUUGAUUUGAUAAUAUUGUUAAGGUGAAUGUCAUCUUGUUGCAACAUAAACUGCAAUGGCUUGUUACUUCUAAUAUUGGAUAAUAGUAUUUAUUUCAUAGAAGAGGUGAAUUUUUUUUAAAGAAAUUCAAAGGAUGAAGGCUCAGUGAAGAUUUGGUCAAUGUCUCAUUUAUGACCUUCACCUGAUCUCCAUAGAAACCAGCUCAACAACAACAGACAUCAUGCAGGACCCCUACUCUGCCAUGAUGAGCUCUCAGCAGAGAACAGAUCAUUUCAAAUCCUAUCAAAUGCAACGUCAGAAUUCUACUACAACAAACCAGUCACCGCCUGGAGCUAGUUCAAACUUUAACAUGAGUUACAUGCAUGGACUUCAGUAUGGAACUAUGGGAAGUUCUGAACUCUACAAUGCAAUGACAAUGCCAUCUUCUAUGGCACAAGAGUUCUCCCCUUUACCGGCACAUAUAGGUUCUCAUAACUCUAUGAACUCCAAUGCAAUGUCACGAAUAAAUCCAACCACCCACACAAUCACAAACACUGCAACUUCAGCAAAUGCAUCAUCGCCACCAAAUACAUCUAUGCCAAUAUCUGACGUUUCUUCUCCUGGACCUUCAUCGAGCAGACUAAGCAUGUCGCCAGAUGGUCAAAGUCAGGGAGGUAACUCUCAUAUUUCCAACCAAUCUCCUGGUGAAAUCGGUAAAACUGAAUCAAGUGACAGUAGUUCUGUUAAAUCGGGAAAUGAGGAUGAUAACGGAAUUCCACCAAAGAAACGUGCACUAACCAUGCCAGAAGAACCCAGAGAUGACUCAUACUGGGAGAAGCGUAAGAAAAACAAUGAAUCUGCAAAAAGAUCUCGCGAGGCACGCCGAAUGAAGGAAGAGCAAAUUGCUCUGCGUGUUGUAUACCUAGAGCAAGAAAAUCUACAGUUAAGAACAGAAGUGUCGCUCUUGAAAGGCGAAAUUGAAAAAUUGCGAUGUAUGUUGUACAAUUCCUAAUAUGCAUAUUUUAAUUGGGAACUAGGAAAGAAAAAAAUACGGCAAAAUGCGCAUUAAAUACGUAUCUAAUUUCACAAUUAACUGUUUAUACUCAAAUAAAGUAACUAAUAAACAUUAUUGAUAUAUAUUGAAGACACAAGUAAAGCUGUGCCAUGUGUUUUUAUCCUAUUUGCGCUAGUGGUUUCUACAACAGUUUAAAUGUAUUCGCAGACACUGAAUCGCUGGAUUUUUUGGUCUUGUAUACGUAUGGAGGAGUUGAAACACAAAAUACAAGAGGAGCUUAAAACCAAUUGCUCAAAUUUUACGGUGAAAAUAAUUUUUGUGAAUAUUUUAUGGAACUUGCUCAAAUUACUCAGGGAUAUUUAUGGUGAAUUUAAACUCAGGGAUGUAUUACAAAAACUCAGGACCAAUUUCUUCUGGUGUAUUAACACCUUCACAUUUUGUGAUUCUUCGGAAUAAACUAUAGUGAUACAUAAAAACUGGAAAUUAUGGAGUUAUUCAAACCCGGUGAAUUUGACUUUAAUGACUCUGUUUCAUUGUUCUUGAGUACCAGUAUUACUUGUAUAUUUGCAAUUCUUUGUAGUGACAUAUUCAUUGAUGUAAAUCCAUGUUAUUAAUACCUUGCUGCCAUAUAUGUUUCAUGUAUAUCAUAUAUUGUAAAUGUAGUUGUUUUUUUUAAAGAUUCUAUUGCUGCAAUGUUAAAAAUGAACACUUUAUCCAAUAUCAUUAUUGCUCUACUGGAAGGGAAGCCAUUUCUAUUUGAAAAACUCAAAAAAGGUGGGCAUUUUUCUGCUUCAUUUUAUCAUAUUCCAUAACAAAUGCAAUAACAUGGAAUUUCAUUUUCAAGUUUCAUACCUUUAUCACUUUUUAUGUAUUUAUGUGAAUAACAAUUCAUGUUAUUACCUUACUUCUAGCAAAUACUGGAUUCCACAUGUUUUAUUAAAAUUAUAAAGAUGAAGUUUACCACUUUACAGAAUUACUAUAUAUAGCUGGGCAUUUUAGAGGUCUAAUUCCCUUCUUCUUUAACCUUUACCCUGCUAAAUUUUUAAAAUGGACUAGUCCAUCAUUCAAUUUGGGCAGUACCACUUACUAUUCAAAGGAGUGUUCACUGAAAAUUUACUGACUGAAUAGCGAACAGUGCAGACCAUGAUCAGACUGCAUGGAUGUGCACUGCAGGCUGAUCUUGGUCUGUACUGGUAGCAAAGGCAGAAUUACUUGCUGCCAGCAGGCUUAAGGUUAAUUUGUUUGUAAAAUAUAUAGUUAUGAAUUAUAGAUCAUAUUCUUGAAUUGUAACAAUUUUACUAAAAGUGAAAUUCUCUUUGAAAAGGCGUUUGGUCUCUGUACUAUAUGUGAGAUUCAUAAUUUUUGUGUUCAUGGGAAGUAUAUUACUCGUUUUUUUCAGGCAUUUCAUUGAAAACUAUCUUGUUAUAAAAUGUGUGAUAGAUUUUUUUUUUGUGGAGUGACUGUGCCAUUGUUAUGCAGUAUGCACUGUAGAAUUCUCCAUUAAAUGAAUUUAAACCUUGUUAUGCAAUAUGUUUAGUACUCAAACAGAAUGAAUGUUUUGUUUUAAAAAUGCAAUAUCGAGUGUGUGUGCUUGAUUGAGAUGUUGUUGUGUACAUUGAACCAUAUUACCUUUUAUCAAUUAGGGCAUUAAAAUAUGGCCAGCAAGUCGGUUAUAACGGGUAUAUUGUAAGAUUAUGUACAGUCAUGUCUUUAAACUGACAGUUAUGUCACAUGAAUGAAAUAGUACAAUGAUGUAUAUAUUAUUAUUGUUUUACAUUACAGAUGUAAUAAUAUAU